GUCACACCUGCGCGACUGUUUGUUGGCAUCAAAAAUGUCUUCUAGACUAGAGAUUAAUUUCAUCAGAUUGCUGUCUCGCUGUGAGUCUAUAGCCUCGGAGAAACGAGGGGAGGCGGAAUGGAGGUUAGAAAAGUACGUUGGUGCUUUGGAGGAGAUGUUGGUGGCUCUGAGGAAAAACCCAAGCAAACCAACACCAGAGGUCCUGACCGAGUACAUAAGAAAAGUGGAUUUUUUGAAAGGGCUCCUAGAGGCGGAGAAACUGUCUUCACCAACAGAAAAGGCUUUAGCGAACCAGUUCCUGGCUCCUGGCCGAACACCCACAAUAGCCAAUGAGAGGAUGCCUGCCACCAAAACAGUCCACAUGCAGACGAAGGCACGGUGCACAGGAGAAAUGAGAGAUGAGUUGCUCGGCACGCAGGCUUCAGGCAAAGGUCUGUCAGAUAGAGACUUAAGAAACAGAAGAGGUCUUCCUCUGGAUGAACGUCAGUCCGCUGCCGAGCUGGACGCCGUCCUGCAGCACCACCACAACCUGCAGGAGAAACUGGCAGAGGACAUGCUGAACCUGGCUAGAAAUCUGAAGAACAACACUUUGGCAGCGCAGAACAUCAUCAAACAGGACAACCAGACUCUGAGCCAGUCUAUGCGUCAAGCGGACCUGAACUUUGAGAAGCUGAAGACGGAGUCAGAUCGGCUGGAGCAGCACGCCAAGAAGUCUGUUAACUGGCUGCUGUGGCUGAUGCUCAUCCUGGUCUCUUUCACUUUUAUCAGCAUGAUCCUCUUCAUCAGAAUCUUCCCCAGGCUCAGAUGAUGAUCAUGUUACAACCCAGAACUCUUCAUCCAAUGUCCUCCUACGUUUAUAAGAGCAGUAACUACUCUGGUCUCCGCAUAUCUAUGCAGCACCAUCCAUGUGUGUCAGACAGAUCAGCAGUGGUCAGAAGCAACAAAAGCCAGUUUGAUUGACUGAAAUCAUUUCCCUUUUGGGAUCAAAGUCCUCUUCUGCAGAUACUCUGAAGCAUUAAUGUUCCUUUUUUCAAACUGAGCAGGAUAUAAGCUCUAGGUAAAGAGCCACUUGGACAGGGUUUGGGAGAUAGUCUUAAUAUGUAGACACCACGUUGAGCCUUUUAUUUUGAUUCGUCAUCGGGUCAGCUACCAGCCAUCACUCACACGUAUACACUAAAGCACUAAAGCCAGAUGCGUUUCCACUGUGUGUAAAUUAAAGAGCAUUCAUGUGCUGUCCAGCACCAACUCUACAAGAUUAAAAUACAUUAAAACCUUUUAAACUUGGGAGCUGUUGGACCCGUUUGUGGAAUCAGAGCUUUAUGGCUUGAUUGAGUCUGAUUUAAAAAAAAAAAAAAAAUCUAAUUUAUUUGCAGUUUUGCGUUCUGUGCCUUCUGACAGGUGUGUUAUGCAUUACAAUGUAGAUUUAAAACUGUAUGGACACUUUAAAGGCUUUAAUGGUGUACUGUGUAUUUAUACAAAAGCCUCCCUGUACAGGUGUUUAAAACAUCUGCCUGUAACUAUUGUAGUGCAUGACAAUCCUCUUCUGACAUAAGUGUUUGUCUCAAAUGACACAGUGCAAAAUAUCCGACUUGGGUCUUGUGAUGUUGUGUUAAAGUCCCCCCCCCUGUGUUUCCAGUGCUCCCGGUCCUGUUUUCUGUUCUGCUGAAUGAUGAAUGAAAUAUGCUUCGGGUGACGGUGUUUGUCGUAGUUAGAGACGACCGCUGAGGCUGCAGGUGUAAAUGAAGUGAGAUCUAGUUACCACUUAUAACUGUAAUGUCAUGUCUAUUCCAAAUGUAAGUACUUGUGACAUAGUGUGAAAGAUGUCUAUUUAAGAUCAUAAAAAAAAGGAUUACAGAGAGAAUUAAAUAAUUCGAUUCCUCCCGUCAUUUUUUUAAA
Messenger RNA from Cololabis saira (Pacific saury), 1896 nucleotides. RefSeq names its product unconventional SNARE in the ER 1 homolog (S. cerevisiae) (gene use1). Gene Ontology annotation, molecular function: SNAP receptor activity. Gene Ontology annotation, biological process: retrograde vesicle-mediated transport, Golgi to endoplasmic reticulum. The coding region runs from base 35 to 808 and encodes 257 amino acids. The record is from RefSeq and is a predicted model, not a curated record. Gene Ontology annotation, cellular component: SNARE complex; endoplasmic reticulum. NCBI's taxonomy places the organism in Eukaryota, Metazoa, Chordata, Actinopteri, Beloniformes, Belonidae. The transcript has 8 exons.